UAGCUAGAUGACCCUUAAUCUAAAUUUGUAUACAUUAUUCUGCAGAUUCGUCAAUCAGGAGACGUGAAACCAUCGCAAUGGACGUCGAAGAGAAAACCAACCCUUCACCAAACCCCAUCGCUAUGAAGUAUCCCCAAAGGUGGAGUGUAAAGAUACUCAACGACACCUGAAAAUCCCCACCUAAAAAUGAAGCCUAUAACCUUCGAAAACCUCCGCCGUCUGGUAGGCGGUGGAAGGAAAAAGAAAGACAAAGAGUGCUCGUUCAAACGAAGCGAUUCUUUCAAAAGGAUCUCAAUUCGGAAGAGUUACCUGGAUCGGGGCAAGAAGAAACACAUCUCGAAGCUGGAGGUCGCUACUCAAACCGUCACCGAAGAAGAGCUGCUAGCUGAAACGAAAAAGGUGGAUUCAUCGUGCCAGGUGGACAGACAAGAGCUGAAUGCUGGAGAGGAAACGUAUAAGAAGCCGGAACCGAGGUGCAAUACUAAGUACAAAGUCGAGGUGAACAGUGAGCAUAGCGUAGUAGCUUAUGGCCAGUGGUUGAACGGCAUCAGGAAGGAUGACCAUCCUUGCCAUAGUGGCAUCAAAGGGUCAGAAAGGACUAUAAUCUACGUGCCAGCGUCUGAUGAGAGGCCCCCAUCACCGGUCAUCAGACAACUAUCUUCCUCACCUGUCUUCAGGAAAAAACCCUCGCCAGUACCUAAGAAAAGAGUCAGUCCCAACCUUCAAAGGAAAGAAAGCAAUGACUCCGCUGUGGAGAUGUUCCCUUGGGGCGACAGCACUGACGUCAAGAAAUCACCGUUAGUUAGGCGAAGAUCCAGACACCAAUCACCACCGUUGAUGCCUGAUUCCGGCACCGAAGAGUUGUGUUCUUUGUCCAUCAGCUUGGGCAGAGUCUGGAUGGACGCUCCUCAAGUGAUGGCCCCGAGAAGCCUGGAGCUCCCCAAGUCUUCGAAUCCUCCUCCACCGGCUCAUCAUUCUCUAGACAGCGCUUUAAAAGACCUUAGAGAAGAUCCUAUCGUGAUGAACAGGCUUCAGAAGAGGCCUACCCCUCCCGUAGCGAGGACGUUGUCUUCGACCAGCAACACAACCGCCUCAACAGGAUUGUUUUCUAGCAAAGACUCGGGUUUUUCGUUCUCGAUCAGUGAUUUCCACGCGAACUUUGCGCCAUCCUCCAAAGGUUUCUUCAGGAAGAAAAGACCAAAGCCUAAACUGUCGGUCAGUAGAGACGGGUAUUUCAAACGAACUAGCGGUGCUUUAGCGGUCGAUCCUGCAAGGAACUCCGUGAAACGACGGAGUAGUCGGAAGAAGAAAGGAAAGAAAUCGAAGAAGAAUGGAACCGUAAAAAGUGACUUGUAUCAAGUCGUGGUAGGUAGACCGGCGAAGUCUUUGAGGACGCUCAAGUUGGACCCGAUGAUUUUCGUCCCGCCGGAGAAACGGAAAGCGAAAGUGUCGCGUAAACCUUCGUUUGGUGUGAACGAAAUCAGACAUCUGAAUCCCGUGUACAACAAGAGCGACGAGGAAGGUACGUACGAGUCUCUACCGAGGAGCUACGAAGACCACAGCGGGCGGAUGUCGAGACUGAGCUUGAGAGAGGAGGAAUUGGAGAAUUUCGAGUACGUUUCCGAGGAAAGUGCCGCGGAGAGUGAUUACGAGGGUAGUUCGAAAAGUAGUGGUAGUCGGUAUGUGCCUCCCGGAGUGUCACCGGUGCCCAGGAGGAAGCCCGCCAGGCAGAAAAAGAAGAGUUUGGCGCAUAAGAGGAGCAUCACGUAUCUGGUGAAACCGAACAUCAUCAGGGCUCCGUCUACGUUGAAGAGACCGACCAAAAAGACAGGUAAAAAAGCGCAGAUGCACCAAAAUCGUCCUGACUAGUAAGUAAGCAUGUAGUAUUGUUUAUCAUUCAAAUAACUUCAUCGCGAUGUCAAGUUUUGAUACAAAGAAAU
Acanthoscelides obtectus is the source of this 1940-nucleotide messenger RNA. NCBI's taxonomy places the organism in Eukaryota, Metazoa, Arthropoda, Insecta, Coleoptera, Chrysomelidae. The record is from the annotation of a GenBank genome assembly.